AUGUUUGCACAACAACCAAAAGGACCACCGAUUCCACGACCGCAGCAAAACCUUACAAGCCAAAGUGAACAAGUAGGUAAAGAAAAAUUGGCUGGCUUCGUUUAUGAGUAUUUAGUGCAUAGUGGAGCUACAAAAACUGCAGAAUCAUUUAAAGGAGAAGUGCUAUCAAAUUGCCAGGCUUUUCUGCAACAGAAUAACGUUUCAAAGCAAAUCAGUAUUGGCGAUGCUCCAGGUUUUCUUCAGAAUUGGUUUUUAAGAAUGUGCUUAAAUAUUGGAACUUUUAGAUUAUUUUGGGACUUGUAUUCAGCGGCCCCUGAAAGAAGGGAUCAAUGUGAACCUUCGCAGGAAGCAAAGGCUUUUCAUGAAUACGGGUUCAUGAAUGCGAAUCAUGGUGUACCACCUGGUCCCGCUGGAGCACCAAUGAUAAAUGGAAUCCAUGGUUCACAUCUGUUUCCAUCAGCAGCACCAAGCCCGCUGGGAAUGGGGCCUGGUCCUGGGCCUGAUGGAAUGAUGGCUGCGGGCUACUAUCCUCCACGUUCUGGGCAACCAGGACCAUCAGGAUCGACCAGUCAAGCAUCACCAAUUUCUGGAAAUUUUGCUCCGGUACCUCCCCGAUAUGGCAUGCCAGGAGUAAGGAGUGGACCACCAGGUCCUGGAGGGAUACCACCGGGUGCUGGAUUUCCUGGUGGAGCACCGCAUAUGUUCGGUGAUCAAAUGCGACCAAUGCAACCACAGCGUCUACCUCCUAGUGCAGGCCCAAUGCGCAUGCCUACGAAUUUUCCUGGAAUGCGGCCGAAUGGUCCGAUGCGAUAUGGCUCGCAAAUGUAUAUGGAUUCUCCAACUGGAACACCGUUUGCCCCUAACGCGAUGAUGCCUAACGGUGCGAUGUGUUCUUCGGCUCCUUCAAUGAUGUCCUCGCCUGGUCCUCAGGCUCCUAUGCCGACAGGUCCUGAUGGGCAACCAGAUCCGAGAAGUUAUAUGAUGAUGUCAUCAACUUCAAGCAUGCCGUACGGUGUUCAUGGUUCAGAUGGCAGUAUGACUCCUGGUGCGGGGGGUCGGGGGUCGGCGGGUCCUCAGGGUCCUGGAUCUGAGUCGCAGAUGGUGUCUUUACUUAAUGGCGACGAAAUGAAGUCUUCACCUGCCUCAACUCAGGGUGGGUUAAAUGGCGGUACGCCCGGAACAGCUGGUGGGCCUGGUAGUCAAGCGGCAGUCGGUGGACCUGGAUCAGUAGCUGGGGCUGGCGUUGGUGGGCCGAGUUCUGUUCAGUCACAAAGUGGUGGUUCAGUUGGUGGUGGUGGUGGUGCUGGGCAGGCUGUUGGUCCCGGAGGAGGGACUACUGGUGGAGAUGGGCAAGAUGAAGCCGAAAUUUCGAAAAUCAAGCAAAGUUUAUUUGAUGGUUUGAAUUUGAAGCCUUUUAACGCAAAAGAAGAAGGAGCGUGGUAA
Dracunculus medinensis (Guinea worm) is the source of this 1443-nucleotide messenger RNA. The record is from the annotation of a GenBank genome assembly. Lineage: Eukaryota; Metazoa; Nematoda; Chromadorea; Rhabditida; Dracunculidae.